Messenger RNA from Petromyzon marinus (sea lamprey), 9792 nucleotides. NCBI's taxonomy places the organism in Eukaryota, Metazoa, Chordata, Hyperoartia, Petromyzontiformes, Petromyzontidae. The record is from RefSeq and is a predicted model, not a curated record.
CAGGCUCAACAAUCUCAACAGCAGCUCCAGGCUCAACCGCCUCAACAGCAGCUCCAGGCUCAACAGUCUCAACAGCAGCACCAGGCUCAACGGUCUCAACAGCUGCUUCAGGCUCAACCGUUUCAACAGCUGCUCCAGGCUCAACAGUCUCAACAGCAGCGCCAGGCUCAACGAUCUCAACAGCUGCUCCAGGCUCAACAGUCUCAACAGCAGCUCCAGGCUCAACCGCCUCAACUGCAGCUCAAGGCUCAACAGCCUCAACUGCAGCUCUAGGCUCAACAGUCUCCACAGCAGCUCUAGGCUCAACAGUCUCAACAGCAGCUCCAGGCUCAACCGCCUCAACUGCAGCUCCAGGCUCAACAGUCUCAACAGCAGCGCCAGGCUCAACAGUUUCAACAGCAGCGCCAGGCUCAACAGUUUCAACAGCAGCGCCAGGCUCAACAACCUCACCACUAACCCCAUCCACACCAAUUGCAUCAGCAGCAGUCACCUCAACUUCUCAAACAAUGAGAAUAUCGACAACAGCAGCCAAAGCCACCACAACAGCAAGUGUCAACGGGACGACGACUGUUCCACCAGCAGCAUCAACUGCUUCAACAAGAGCAACAGCUGGACUACUGACGUCACAGACAACGGCGGUAACACCAAAUGCCACGGAAGGUCUAAUUGUGCCCGUGACGCAGCCACCAAUUAAUGCAGCAAAGUCAACAACUACAGUGCCGGUCCACGUGACCACAAGCAUCGUCCCUGGGUUCACGUCCUCUGUGACGACGCUGUCGAGCACGAGCUUGCCUCCCUCGGUCGUGUCGAACACGCCGAUCUCAAUCAACACACCCGGGUGGAUGACCACAACCACGCCAACAACGACUACACCGACAACAACCACACCAACAACGACCACAACCACCGGUGUGCCACCCACAGCGCCACCAACAACUUCUCCCACGGCGACGACAGCCAUCACCGUGGCCCCAACUGCUCCGAUUGUCCCCGUGACAACGACAACAGCAACCUUCCAGCACUUCUACAUCAAGUUCACCAUCGUCAACCGCAACUACAGCAGCGAUCUGGCGCAGAGCUACUCUCCCCUGCGAACCGAGUACACCACAAACAUCUCCAACCUGUUGGAGAACCUGUUCUAUCAGGAAAUCGGGGAUGCAAUGCAGGCAUGCACAGUGACGAAUUACUGGGAGGGCCCACUAGUGGUGGUUGCGAGGUGCGAGUUCACAAACACCAGCAGUGUGAACGAGUCGGUGGUUGACGCGGCCUUCAGAGCAGGAACCACCCAACUGAGCAGCCUGGGACCUUACCUGCUCAAGAACACAGACCUCACAGUGACCAGGACGGAGCCACUGCCUCCAACAGGAACGCCAGCAACUACCAGUGCCGUCACAGCUCCAGUUGCAACAACUACUUCUGCAAGUGCAUCCAACGUCACCACAAGUCAGUCGAUCACCCAAGCUCCAACUGUGCCUGAGCCAAGCCAACUGAUCCCCACGACGUCGCCACCGUUCGCCCCGACCGUUGGAGACCAGCAGCACUUCUACAUCAAGUUCACCAUCGUCAACCGCAACUACAGCAGCGAUCUGGCGCAGAGCUACUCUCCCCUGCGAACCGAGUACACCACAAACAUCUCCAACCUGCUGGAGAACCUGUUCUAUCAGGAAAUCGGGGAUGCACUGCAGGCAUGCACAGUGACGAAUUACUGGGAGGGCCCACUAGUGGUGGUUGCGAGGUGCGAGUUCACAAACACCAGCAGUGUGAACGAGUCGGUGGUUGACGCGGCCUUCAAAGCAGGAACCACCCAACUGAGCAGCCUGGGACCUUACCUGCUCAAGAACACAGACCUCACAGUGACCAGAACAGAACCAAUGCCUCCAUCUGCAACACAAGCACCUCCCAGUCCAGCAACUCCUCCGUCAAUGACACCACCAGGCACAGGGCUGCCACCCUCAGUUUCCACCACAGCGGCUUUAACGACCAAACAGACGACCACCACAGAAGCACCCAUCGUUCCUGUGACGAACAAACCGAUCAACGCCGGGAAGACGACAACAGCGCCAGUCGGCCUGACCCAGGGACCCGUGCAGCACUUCUACAUCAAGUUCACUAUCGUCAACCGCAACUACAGCAGCGAUCUGGCGCAGAGCUACUCUCCCCUGCGAACCGAGUACACCACAAACAUCUCCAACCUGCUGGAGAACCUGUUCUAUCAGGAAAUCGGGGAUGCACUGCAGGCAUGCACAGUGACGAAUUACUGGGAGGGCCCACUAGUGGUGGUUGCGAGGUGCGAGUUCACAAACACCAGCAGUGUGAACGAGUCGGUGGUUGACGCGGCCUUCAAAGCAGGAACCACCCAACUGAGCAGCCUGGGACCUUACCUGCUAAAGAACACAGACCUCACAGUGACCAGAACAGAACCAAUGCCUCCAUCUGCAACACAAGCACCUCCCAGUCCAGCAACUCCUCCGUCAACGACACCACCAGGCACAGGGCUGCCACCCUCAGUUUCCACCACAGCGGCUUUAACGACCAAACAGACGACCACCACAGAAGCACCCAUCGUUCCUGUGACGAACAAACCGAUCAACGCCGGGAAGACGACAACAGCGCCAGUCGGCCUGACCCAGGGACCCGUGCAGCACUUCUACAUCAAGUUCACUAUCGUCAACCGCAACUACAGCAGCGAUCUGGCGCAGAGCUACUCUCCCCUGCGAACCGAGUACACCACAAACAUCUCCAACCUGUUGGAGAACCUGUUCUUUCAGGAAAUCGGGGAUGCACUGCAGGCAUGCACAGUAACGAAUUACUGGGAGGGACCACUGGUGGUGGUUGCCAGGUGCGAGUUCACAAACACAAGCAGCGUGAACGAGUCGGUGGUUGACGCGGCCUUCAGAGCAGGAACCACCCAACUGAGCAGCCUGGGACCUUACCUGCUCAAGAAAACAGACCUCACAGUGACCAGAACAGAACCAAUGCCUCCAUCUGCAACACAAGCACCUCCCAGUCCAGCAACUCCUCCGUCAACGACACCACCAGGCACAGGGCUGCCACCCUCAGUUUCCACCACAGCGGCUUUAACGACCAAACAGACAACCACCACAGAAGCACCCAUCGUUCCUGUGACGAACAAACCGAUCAACGCCGGGAAGACGACAACAGCGCCAGUCGGCCUGACCCAGGGACCCGUGCAGCACUUCUACAUCAAGUUCACCAUCGUCAACCGCAACUACAGCAGCGAUCUGGCGCAGAGCUACUCUCCCCUGCGAACCGAGUACACCACAAACAUCUCCAACCUGUUGGACAACCUCUUCGCCCAGGAAAUAGGACAUGGAUUCCAAACAUGCCACGUGGCGAAAUACUGGGAGGGCCCACUGGUGGUGGUUGCCAGGUGCGAGUUCACAAACACCAGCAGUGUGAACGAGUCGGUGGUUGACGCGGCCUUCAGAGCAGGAACCACCCAACUGAGCAGCCUGGGACCUUACCUGCUCAAGAAAACAGACCUCACAGUGACCAGAACAGAACCAAUGCCUCCAUCUGCAACACAAGCACCUCCCAGUCCAGCAACUCCUCCGUCAACGACACCACCAGGCACAGGGCUGCCACCCUCAGUUUCCACCACAGCGGCUUUAACGACCAAACAGACGACCACCACAGAAGCACCCAUCGUUCCUGUGACGAACAAACCGAUCAACGCCGGGAAGACGACAACAGCGCCAGUCGGCCUGACCCAGGGACCCGUGCAGCACUUCUACAUCAAGUUCACUAUCGUCAACCGCAACUACAGCAGCGAUCUGGCGCAGAGCUACUCUCCCCUGCGAACCGAGUACACCACAAACAUCUCCAACCUGUUGGAGAACCUGUUCUUUCAGGAAAUCGGGGAUGCACUGCAGGCAUGCACAGUAACGAAUUACUGGGAGGGACCACUGGUGGUGGUUGCCAGGUGCGAGUUCACAAACACAAGCAGCGUGAACGAGUCGGUGGUUGACGCGGCCUUCAGAGCAGGAACCACCCAACUGAGCAGCCUGGGACCUUACCUGCUCAAGAAAACAGACCUCACAGUGACCAGAACAGAACCAAUGCCUCCAUCUGCAACACAAGCACCUCCCAGUCCAGCAACUCCUCCGUCAACGACACCACCAGGCACAGGGCUGCCACCCUCAGUUUCCACCACAGCGGCUUUAACGACCAAACAGACAACCACCACAGAAGCACCCAUCGUUCCUGUGACGAACAAACCGAUCAACGCCGGGAAGACGACAACAGCGCCAGUCGGCCUGACCCAGGGACCCGUGCAGCACUUCUACAUCAAGUUCACCAUCGUCAACCGCAACUACAGCAGCGAUCUGGCGCAGAGCUACUCUCCCCUGCGAACCGAGUACACCACAAACAUCUCCAACCUGUUGGACAACCUCUUCGCCCAGGAAAUAGGACAUGGAUUCCAAACAUGCCACGUGGCGAAAUACUGGGAGGGCCCACUGGUGGUGGUUGCCAGGUGCGAGUUCACAAACACCAGCAGUGUGAACGAGUCGGUGGUUGACGCGGCCUUCAGAGCAGGAACCACCCAACUGAGCAGCCUGGGACCUUACCUGCUCAAGAAAACAGACCUCACAGUGACCAGAACAGAACCAAUGCCUCCAUCUGCAACACAAGCACCUCCCAGUCCAGCAACUCCUCCGUCAACGACACCACCAGGCACAGGGCUGCCACCCUCAGUUUCCACCACAGCAGCUUUAACGACCAAACAGACAACCACCACAGAAGCACCCAUCGUUCCUGUGACGAACAAACCGAUCAACGCCGGGAAGACGACAACAGCGCCAGUCGGCCUGACCCAGGGACCCGUGCAGCACUUCUACAUCAAGUUCACCAUCGUCAACCGCAACUACAGCAGCGAUCUGGCGCAGAGCUACUCUCCCCUGCGAACCGAGUACACCACAAACAUCUCCAACCUGUUGGACAACCUCUUCGCCCAGGAAAUAGGACAUGGAUUCCAAACAUGCCACGUGGCGAAAUACUGGGAGGGCCCACUGGUGGUGGUUGCCAGGUGCGAGUUCACAAACACCAGCAGUGUGAACGAGUCGGUGGUUGACGCGGCCUUCAAAGCAGGAACCACCCAACUGAGCAGCCUGGGACCUUACCUGCUCAACAAGACAGACCUCACAGUGACCAGAACGGAGCCAUUACCUCCGACACAAGCUUCAACCACUACAGGAACAAUCGUUCCCGCGGCGACGACGAUGAAGCCAACAGUGGCAGUCGGCCCGACCCAGGAACCCCUGCAGCAUUUCUACAUCAAGCUCACCAUCGUCAACCGCAACUACAGCAGCGAUCUGGCGCAGAACAACUCUACCCUGCGACAAGAAUACACUGCAAACAUCUCCGGCCUGCUGGAAGACCUUUUCCGAAAGCAAGUCAGCAAUACACAGCACAACUGCACCGUCACAAAUUACUGGCCUGGCACACUGGUGGUGGUGGUUGCCAGGUGCGAGUUCACAAACACCAGCAGUGUGAACGAGUCGGUGGUUGACGCGGCCUUCAAAGCAGGAACCACCCAACUGAGCAGCCUGGGACCUUACCUGCUCAACAAGACAGACCUCACAGUGACCAGAACGGAGCCAUUACCUCCGACACAAGCUUCAACCACUACAGGAACAAUCGUUCCCGCGGCGACGACAAUGAAGCCAACAGUGGCAGUCGGCCCGACCCAGGAACCCCUGCAGCAUUUCUACAUCAAGCUCACCAUCGUCAACCGCAACUACAGCAGCGAUCUGGCGCAGAACAACUCUACCCUGCGACAAGAAUACACUGCAAACAUCUCCGGCCUGCUGGAAGACCUUUUCCGAAAGCAAGUCAGCAAUACACAGCACAACUGCACCGUCACAAAUUACUGGCCUGGCACACUGGUGGUGGUGGUUGCCAAGUGUGAGUUCACAAACACCAGCAGUGUGAACGAGACGGUGGUUGACGCGGCCUUCAAAAACGGAACACAACAACUGACCAGCCUGGGAGACUACCUGCUCAACACGACAGCCCUCAGUGUGACCAGAACUGAGCCGUUACCUCCAACAGAGGCACCCAUAGCAGCUCCAGAGACACUCGUGGCAUUCUUCAUCAAGUUCACAGUGGUGAACUACAAUUACACGGUUGAUCUGGGCAACAGCAGCUCUCCAUUGUAUCAGGAACACUCGAAGAACAUCUCUCAAGAGCUGGAGAAACUGUACAAAAAUGUCAAGGGAAUCAAUUUGAAGAACUGCACCGUUGUAGACUUCUGGGACCAACCACUGACGGUGGUUGCAAAGUGCUUCUUCGUCAAUGCCAGUGAUGUCAACAACAACAGCGUAUUUGAAAACUUCAAGAAUGGGACGAAAUCGCUGAAGAAACUCGGGAAUUACAGCCUCACUGAGAAAGACGCGGACGUCACAGUGACAACGGAACAACCCGUACGUCCCACCGUACAACCCGUACGUCCCACCGUACAACCCGUGAGUCCCACCGUACAACCCGUGCUUCCCACCGAAGCCCUGAAGGAUUUCGACAUUCAGUUCACGAUCCACAACCACACCUUCACAAAGGAACUCAAGGAUAACAAUUCUUCAACCUACAAAGAAUAUGUUAAGAACAUCACCGAACUGGUGGAGAACCUCUACAGGACAAAGUACAACAAGACACUGCACUACUGCGUGAUAACCGGUUUCACAGAAGGAUCAAUUAAAGUGGAUUGCAAAUGCUACUUCACAAAUAGUAGCACAGUGACAGUAGCCGACAUCCUAGAAACAUUCUCCAACAAAACGGACGGCAUCGACCUGCUCGGAGCUUACAAGCUGCAGCCCAACAAGCUCACAGUGAAUGGAAUAAAGCCCGAACAUGAGAAGUUGAAAACAUUCUACAUACAAUUCCGUCCAUUCCUGAAAAAGGAAAGUCUAGAAGAUGCUGUCUUCAAAAAGAAUGUUACAGAUGAGCUGGAGAAACUCUUUAAUCAGGAGCUUGUGAACAUCACGCGCAACUGCAGCUGGGUGGGCAGGACUGAUGAUUAUGUAAUCACUGAGAAGUGCGACUUUCUGGACUCUCCGGAUCUCAACGAAACGGUCAUCAGCGACGCCUUCAUCAAAGGGACACACAACAUCACCAAGCUGGGCAACUACCAGCUCCAAAACGAUGGCACCUUCAAUGUUUCAAACAAACCAAUCGUGCCUGCAGAGAAGCUGAAGCCAUACUACCUAAAAUUCACCGUCACCAACCAUAAGUACAAAACCGACCUGGAGACCGUCACCUCUCAGUCUUACGCAGACAUCACCAAGGGAAUCUCUGCAGAGCUGGAUAAGUUGUUCAACAAAGAAAUUGUAAACAAGUCUCGUGGAUGCACAAUCGUGGAUUACUGGCCGGCAGAUAACGACGGUACACCGAAGAAUUUGGUGGUGGUUGCUAAGUGCAACUUCACAGACACGCCGGAAGUGAACAGGACCGUCGUUAUGGACGCAUUUUACAAGGGCACCAACGGAACUUACAAACUCGGGGAAUACGACUUGAUGCACAACGACAUUUUCGUCGAUGACAAACCAAUCGUGCCUGCAGAGAAGCUGAAGCCAUACUACCUAAAAUUCACCGUCACCAACCAUAAGUACAAAACCGACCUGGAGACCGUCACCUCUCAGUCUUACGCAGACAUCACCAAGGGAAUCUCUGCAGAGCUGGAUAAGUUGUUCAACAAAGAAAUUGUAAACAAGUCUCGUGGAUGCACAAUCGUGGAUUACUGGCCGGCAGAUAACGACGGUACACCGAAGAAUUUGGUGGUGGUCGCCAAGUGCAACUUCACAGACACGCCGGAAGUGAACGAGACCGUCGUUAAGGACGCAUUCUACAAGGGCACCAACGGAACUUACAAACUCGGGGAAUACGACUUGAUGUACAACGACAUUGUCGUCGAUGCACACAGACCCUCCCAACCUGAAGUCUUCAAAGACUUCAACAUCCAGUUCACCAUAUCGAACCACAGCUUUGCGCCAGACCUGUACAACCCAAACUCAUUACUGUACAAGGAAUACGUGAAAAACAUUACUGAUCGGUUGGAAAACUUGUACAAGACGAAGUACAACGGCACGUUCAAAUACUGCAAUGUGACCGGCUUAAGGAUCGGAUCGAUCAUCGUUGACUGCCACUGCUACUUCUCAAACAGCACCACGAGUGUGCCAGACAUCAAGAACACAUUCGCUAACGGCACGGGUGGAGUCGUAAAUCUCGGAGACUAUCAACUCUCUCCCAACAGCCUCCAAGUCUACCAAAACAACAUUCUGGUUUCCACAGCAGCCCCUACCACGACAAAGCCGAUUUACCCCGCAAUGAAGCCGCUGCCAUAUUGGAUCAUAUUCAUCAUCGCACUCUGCUGCCUCCUGUUCGGAGCGAUGCUCUUACUCUGUCUACUGAUGCUUUGCGUGAAGUACUGCCGGCACCACACAGGAAAAUACCAGACCAUGCAGCGACCCUGGGGAACCUACUACCCACACCUGGACUUGAGAAAAACGCACUAAAUCUGGGGAGCAAUGAACAUGGCACGAGUCGCAGUGUAUGCUCCGUGAAGUUUGAACAAACGUAGCACUUUACUUAAAAAAAGAAUAAAAAAUAUGGCGUUUAAUAACUUAAGUGUGUAUGUGUAGGUAGACUUAAACAAUCUAUCUUUUUUAUAUAUAUAUGAACUGUUUAUGUUAAAGAAUGUGGAAACCUUUAUCCUUUUUCCGCAAUAUAAGUGGUAUGUUGAUGUAAAAAUUCAAAUAUAUAUUUUAAGAAAUGUAUGCAAGCCGUAUAAGUUACAAUGUAUGUUAUUCCAUUUCUGUUAAGCAUUCACUAUUAGAUUUCGAAGUUGUAUUAUGAAAUGAAUGUUUGCUUCUUUUGUGGGAAUUUUUAGAAUAUAUUUCAUUGCCAAUUAUCCAAAUGUCCAUGGAUUUACAUGUAAUGCUUUACAUUUCGAGAGCCAUAUAUGCUUGGGGGGGAUGCUAGGGUUUUUAUUUGAAUUUUUUGCUUUUUUCCUUAUGGCUGGGCCAUUUAGUUUACAUUUUUAUGCUACUCAUGUAUCGUUUCAUUUCUUAACUAACUCAGGUGGUUGGCGUUACUGUUACACUUUUAGCUAAACUCGUAUUCUUGCAAGCAAAAUAUAAUUGAAAGAUGUCCUGAAAAAAGUUGAUAACCCACCUAAAAAUAUACCAUAUUCUCCAGACUAUCAGAUAAUCUAGAAAGUAAGACAUAUCCAACACAUGUGCUCCGGUGUCAAUAAAGUUCUGCAAAUCUUGUCACACUCCUACCAGAUACUAAAAUUUACCCCUAACUUUUGCAUUAGAUUUCAAGGAAAAAAGCAUAUCAUAAUACAGAGAAUAUGGUAUAUACAGUACAGUUUUUAAAAAUAACCCACACUAGCACUUUGAAAUCCACUUUUGAUCAUUUGGAUCGCAGCUCUCCGAUGUGCGUGUUGUUUGGAAUGAUGUCCGACGUUUCAGUCAACGUGCUGGGGGAUUCAGAAACUAAGAGAUCAUGCCAAACAACACAACCUGCGGUGCAACCGUAAAACACAUUGGAACGCUGCUCAGCACAACCGUGAAACCAAACGCAGUUUGUAUCUUCACACAAAUGGGUUUUCACGAUGAACUUAAACAUUCACUUUUGUUUUAUUCCACUUAACCUGCUUAUCAUCUCAACAAAAGCCGACACUUUUUGAAACAAUAACAAUGUUGUGGGUUAUCAAAAUUCUUCCAGGACACUCUUCAAUUAUAAUAAAAGUAGAUUAGAAUAUAAAAAAAUAUA